GCACAAUCCCUUUGUGCACAUUCAUUGGACACUUGGCCAGGCCUGGCUAUAUAAUGCUGCUGAGACCCUCCCCCUCCACAGCCAAGCACAGUUACUCUCGCCUCUGUGCCUUGCAAGCUAGGAGAACUACAAAUGACUACCCACCACAUGGAGUCGAUGGGCCAUUUCAAGAUCACCGUCUGGGAGGAAGAAAACUUCCAGGGGAAGCGCUGUGAGUUUGUGAUGGACUGUUCCAGCAUCAUGGAACGAGGCUUCCGCAAAAUCCGCUCCAUCAAGGUGGAAAGCGGCCCCUGGGUGGGAUUCGAAUAUCCCGAAUACCAAGGACAGCAGUUCAUCUUGGAGAAAGGGGACUACCCCCGCUGGGAGGCCUGGAGCGGAAGCACUGGCUACCGGACUGAGCACCUGCUCUCCUUUCGGGCGAUCAAGUGUGCUAACCACAGUGACAGCAAAGUGACCUUGUAUGAGAGUGAGAACUUCCAAGGACGCAAGUUUGAUCUCACUGAUGACUACCCAUCCCUUCAGGCCAUGGGUUGGAGCAGCAAGGAAGUGGGCUCCAUCAAGGUCAUCUCUGGAGCGUGGGUAGCAUACCAGUAUCCCGGCUACCGGGGCUACCAGUAUAUUCUGGAGCGGGACAGACAGAGUGGAGAAUACAGGAGAUACAGUGACUACAGCACCCAAGCCCACACCAACCAGAUCCAGUCCAUCCGUCGUGUCCAGCACUGAGCCAAGUCUUCGCAGCGAGAUGUCUGACCCUCCUGCACAACUAUAUCCCCCUAUAUGCCUGCCUUUGUGCCUAAGGGUCCACCAAACAGUAGAUGUAUACCUAGUAGCCAAUAAAGGCAUUUACCAAA
This is a messenger RNA of Heteronotia binoei (common prickly gecko), 851 nucleotides long. It is a transcript of the gene CRYBA2, whose product is annotated as crystallin beta A2. The coding region runs from base 133 to 723 and encodes 196 amino acids. The record is from RefSeq and is a predicted model, not a curated record. Gene Ontology annotation, molecular function: structural constituent of eye lens. NCBI's taxonomy places the organism in Eukaryota, Metazoa, Chordata, Lepidosauria, Squamata, Gekkonidae. The transcript has 5 exons. Gene Ontology annotation, biological process: lens development in camera-type eye; visual perception.